Messenger RNA from Paralichthys olivaceus (Japanese flounder), 7655 nucleotides. It is a transcript of the gene met, whose product is annotated as MET proto-oncogene, receptor tyrosine kinase. Gene Ontology annotation, biological process: liver development; cell surface receptor protein tyrosine kinase signaling pathway; pancreas development. Lineage: Eukaryota; Metazoa; Chordata; Actinopteri; Pleuronectiformes; Paralichthyidae. Gene Ontology annotation, cellular component: signaling receptor complex; plasma membrane; basal plasma membrane. The record is from RefSeq and is a predicted model, not a curated record. Gene Ontology annotation, molecular function: hepatocyte growth factor receptor activity; protein binding; ATP binding.
CAGAGGAGCAGAGAGACGGCGCGCAGCGUGUUUCUGCUGGAUGCGUUCAUUCAGUCUGAGGGGCUCCUCACUGAGUUCAGCUGGAGAACAACGGAGAAGAUUUGGUAAACAAACUGAGUCAGACUUAGUUUUAAAAUAUUGCCAACAGGAGUGUUUUUCUCUGAGUUAUUCCAGAAUAUAGAGGAGUAGAGGGAAACAUCUCCCAGCGAUUAGUUCGGACUUGAUGUGAAAGUCAAAAAAGUCCCAGUGGAAUAUGAUUUAAACCAAGGGGACACACAUCUCUGCUGCUCGCUAACAGGAUGAAUCGCAGCUUGCUUCAUGCUGUCAUGCUGCUGUGGGCCCUGUGCCCCAGCACACAGGGCCAGUGUGAUAAAUCAUCAGACACCAACAAACUCAACCUCUCAGUCAGCUAUGAGCUCCCAACUUUCACUGCAGACUUCCCCAUCCAGAACAUGGUGAUGCUGGAUGGGAUCAUCUACGUCGGGGCUGUGAACCGAAUCUAUGCCCUGGCCCCAAACCUCACCAAGCUCUCGGAGUACCACACUGGGCCACUGCUUGCCAAUGAGACAUGCGGCCACAAACUGACCGGCACAGAGACCAACGGCAGGGUGGACAACCACAACAUCGCCUUGGUGGUGGAGAACAUUUACGACAAAGGUUUGUACAGCUGCGGCUCUGCAGACAAUGGAGUUUGCCGUCGUCAUGUCCUGGAUGAUGACAUCCCUAAAACUGUAGACGAACAGGUCUACUGCUUUGCUGACAAGGUGAGGCAAGGCAAGGGUCAACCCAGCGACUCGGACGUUGUGGUCAGCCCUUCAGGCUCUCAGGUGCUCAAUGUGGAGAGCAACGUCAUCAAGUUUUUUGUUGGGAACUCUGAGAUCCCUGGCUUAGAAAAAGUACCUGGCAGUGCAAUACAUCCCCACACCAUUUCUCUGCGGAAGAUGAAGACAAGCCAAAAUGGCUUCACCUUCUUCUCUAACCACUCAUACAUGGACCUGAUUCCGUCUCUGCAUGGAAACUACUACUUGCGCUACGUUUACUCGUUCCACAGUGGACCUUUCGCCUAUUUCCUGACUGUGCAGCGGGUGAGCAGGGACUCUCAGGCCUACCACACACGCAUUGUCCGCAUGUGCUCCUCAGAUCUCGCGAUCCGCCGCUAUGUGGAGAUGCCCCUCGAAUGCAUCAGCACCGAUAAGAGGCGGCGACGCUCCCCGGAAGAUGUGAAGGUAUUCAACAUCCUGCAGGCAGCUCACGUCACCAAGGUGGGCAAUGACGUUGAACUACAGAAGCAGCUGAAAGUGGAAGAGGGCGAAGACGUUCUGUUUGCUGCCUUCGCACGAGGAAAACCAAACUCUCCAGAGCCGACUCCAAACUCAGCCGUUUGCAUCAUCUCCCUGAAACACAUCAACACUAUGUUCAAGAUGUACAUGCAGAAGUGCAACACCGUAGACCCCUAUCACUUCACUGGAUCUGACAAGCGGUCCUGCUACAAUGUGAGUUCCUCCGACGACUGCGACCCACACGAGGGAAUCCACGAAGGGAAGGAGGGCAAGUACCGCCUGCAGGUGACCCAGUUUGUCCAAAGGUUGGAGUACUGGCACAAAGAGCUCACCAACACCUUGGUUACCUCUAUAACCGUGGUGCCAGUGCAUGGUCGUGCAGUGGCGUACCUGGGCACCGACGAUGGACGCCACAUACAGGUGCUGUUCUCCCGAUUUGCCUCCCCCCAUGUCAACAUCCGCCUGGACUCCAGACCUGUCUCUUCCAGUGUGACACUGCUGGAUGUCAACCACUCAGAGGGAGCCAUGCUAAUCGCCACAGGAAACAAGAUCACCAAGGUCCCUCUGAUUGGGCCCGGCUGUGGUCAGCUGACCACCUGUACUUCCUGCUUGCUGUCGUCCAGGGUAACUGAAUGUGGCUGGUGUAACGGACGCUGCAGCAGAGCCGACCAGUGUCCCUCCUCCAUCUGGACACAACACUACUGUACACCGGUCAUCACCAAGGUUUUUCCAUCCUCUGGGCCGAUACGAGGAUCUACAGCAGUCACUAUUUGCGGGCAAAACUUCGGCUUCGACAAGACGGAGAGCUUCAAGGCCUCACUGGUGACUGUGGAGGUGUCAGGAGCUCCCUGCAGACUGCCCAGACAAGACAACGUCAACAGGUGGACUGAGAUGCAGUGUUACCCAGUGUUCAGUGGGAACUUCACCCCGUCAGGACACACAGUGAAGGUCAGCACCGGCAACAAGGUAGCCAAGAUGGAAGGCUUCACCUUUGUGGACCCGGUGAUCCAUGAAAUCUUCCCAACGUUUGGGCCGAAGUCCGGAAACACCAUGCUGACCAUCAGAGGAGCUUUCCUCGACACUGGAAACAAACAAGCGGUGACUGUUGGGAAAAGCGCGUGUAAAAUCCAGAGCUUGUCGUCUACCAUGCUGACCUGCAAAACGUCCCCGCAUGCUGUUCCAUCCGAUCAACCCGUGAAGCUGACAGUGGACUCAGUGGAGGUCCACGCCCCUGUGAUGUUCACCUACAACCAAGACCCCAUCAUCAACAGCAUCCAGCCGUCUCGCUCCUUCGUCAGCGGAGGCUGCACGGUGUCAGCUCACGGCUUCUUCCUCCAGUCUGGCCUCCAGCCCCAGAUGGUCCUCACCACUGGUCAGGACGCUGAGGUCUUCCAUGUGAGCUGCGUGUAUGGUGAGAACAGGACGUCCAUCCAGUGCACCACGCCCUCUCUAGCUAAGCUCGCCCUGCAGCCGCCGGUGGUCACCAAGGUGGCGUUCGUCUUGGACGGCUACUCCACGGACCAGUGGGACUUGAUCUAUGUGGAAGACCCCCUUUUCCAGGGCCCCAAGCUCACCUCCAAAGACAACAAGAGCAUAGUGGAGCUCAAGGGCGAUCGGAUGGACAGGGAGGCGAUGAAGUGUCAGGUCCUGACUGUUUCCAAUCACAGCUGUGAGACUCUGACUCUGGUGGGAAACACUCUGGAGUGCACCGUUCCCACCGAGCUGCAGAGCGCCACUGCAAAAGAGCUGCAGGUGGAGUGGCGUCAGGCGGAUUCUAUCAGGCACCUGGGCAAGGUGACGCUGGCACAGGAGCAGGACUACACGGGCCUGAUCGUGGGCUGUGUCUGUGUCAGCUUGCUGCUGCUGCUGCUGGGGACGCUGCUGAUGUGGAGAAGAAACAAACACAUCGACGAUCUGUCUGAGGUGUGGUAUGAUGGCCGGGGGCACAUCCAGCAUCUGGACAGGCUGGCUAACGCAAGGAGCGUCAGCCCCACUAAUGAAAUGGUCUCCCACGAGUCAGUCGACUAUAGAACAACCCUGCUGGAGGAUCAGGGCACCGACAGGCCAGAGACGUGCAGGGCGGCCCCUCCCAUCUAUGGAGGCAACGGGGAGCUGCUGUCUCCCAGACUGGGGGCACUGGGUGGAGGGAUAGGUAUUGGGAUGGAGGGCGAGCUGGUGUCGCCCCUGCUGAUGGCCCCGGUCCACAUAGAUCCAUCCUGUCUCCACCCAGACCUCCUGAAGGAAGUGCAGCACGUGGUGAUCGCCAGAGAGCAGCUGCUGCUUCACCUCAACCAAGUCAUUGGCAGAGGUCACUUCGGUUGUGUUUUCCAUGGAACUCUGCUCGAGCCAGACGGGCAGAAGCAGCACUGUGCCGUCAAGUCCCUGAACCGUAUCACAGAUCUUGAAGAGGUGUCCCAGUUCCUGAAGGAAGGAAUAAUCAUGAAGGACUUCAGCCACCCCAACGUUCUCUCCCUGCUGGGUAUCUGCCUUCCACCCGAGGGUUCGCCAUUGGUGGUCCUUCCCUACAUGAAGCACGGCGACCUGCGCAACUUCAUCCGCGACGAGUCACACAACCCGACAGUGAAAGACCUGAUGGGCUUCGGGCUGCAGGUGGCCCGAGGGAUGGAGUAUCUGGCCAGCAAAAAGUUUGUCCACAGAGACCUCGCCGCCAGAAACUGCAUGUUGGAUGAAAGCUACACAGUGAAGGUGGCAGACUUUGGCUUGGCCAGAGACGUCUAUGAUAAAGAAUAUUACAGCGUCCACAACAAGAGCGGAGUCAAGCUUCCUGUCAAAUGGAUGGCACUGGAGAGUCUGCAGACGCACAAGUUCACCACCAAGUCAGACGUGUGGUCAUUUGGCGUGUUGCUAUGGGAACUGAUGACCCGUGGAGCGCCCCCAUACUCUGAUGUGAACUCCUUCGACAUCACCGUGUUCCUCCUGCAGGGGCGGAGGCUGCUGCAGCCUGAGUUCUGUCCUGACGCACUCUACACAGUGAUGAUUGAGUGCUGGCAUCCGAAGUCGGAGCGCCGCCCCUCUUUCUCCGAGCUGGUGUCGCGCAUAUCCGCCAUCUUCUCCAGCUUCAGCGGCGAGCACUACGUGUUGCUCAACACCACCUACGUCAACAUCGACAAGAUGAGCCCAUACCCCUCUCUCCUUGCCUCCACCGCCAACUCUUCCACCUCCUCCUCCUUCUCGUCCUCAUCCGACGCGACCACCUCCACGUCCCUGCCCUCCCAAUCCCUCUUCCUUUGCCACGUGGAGCGGGACUGCUGCACCUGAACGAGGGAACUGGAGGGAGGGAGGGCCGAUGGAACAAGACUCAGAAAGGGAGCAGGGAAGAAAGCCAGGUGAGGAGAUGAAGAACUACUGUAUGUACUUGCAAAACACUGGACACUGUAUGCCGAGGGGAAACAGUUUUACGGAGCUUUGACUGUUUGCUCAAUGUACAUAGAUCCUCAACCUUUGACCUUCUCAAACUGACUUUAGCGACAAACCUGUGUGACCUUUAAUCGACCCCAGGGAGUGGGAGGUCAGCCUUUCUGCGUCUUCUACAAGACAAUUACAAGGCACAGUAACGCCUCCGCCGAAACUUUACAGCGGAGGAGGCCAGUGACACAGGAGCACAACGCCAUUCGUCAAUCACCCCAAAAAGCCCCACUGACUGCUGUACCCACCCUCACUGACAGAGGGAUAGAUUUCGUGAUUCUGCUCUUGUGCGGGUGGCGUGUGCUUCGAUAUGCGGAUGUGGCUUGGACCUUUUCGCUGUCUGUAAUGUGAAUGUUCGACAAAUGGCCAUGUAUAGUGUCGUAUAAAGGAUUUCACACCUCCACACACUAUAAACUAGACUGUAUGCCACCCUCAUACACCUCAGAGACAAUGGCGCCUGCUGUGAUAGAUGUAGCUGCCUCGGGUGAGUAAACUGAGGCAGGCUGCAGAUCAAUAACAGCAGGAAACAGGGGGAUGCACGUGUAGGUGUGAGGUCCGAUGUGUAAAAAAAAAAAAAAAAAAAAACUGCUGCCUGCGUGCAGGUCACUGGAUGCUUUGUUGGUAAUAAUUAUCUUUGGAUAAUUAAAAAAAGAAAAAUCACUGUCUCACCAUGACUCACCAGAAUCCCCAGAUGUUUCUGAGUGAAAAAGGUUAGAAGCAGCUUUUAUUUCCUUUUUGUUUUUAAACCUGAAGCUUUGAGGUUUUCUUGGAAAGAAAGAGAGCAAAUGAGAAUCAUGUUCUUUUUUUUUUCUCACUGUUUCUGUAUAACUGACAUUGUAUUGACGGAGAAUUUGCUCUGACUGACAGAUUCACUGAGACAAAAGGCUCAGAGCCAGAAGUAGGUUUUAUUUCAGGUUUGGUUCAUUUAACUGUAAACCUAAAAAUCUCUUCAACAGUUAUUCCAUUACGUACCUUUUGGUCAACAUUUCACUAAAGAGCUUGUUAUCCCGUGUGUCAAACUUUUACCUCAGAGGUUCCCUGUGGUCCCAUGGCUUAAAAAACCAGGUGUGUGUUAUUGUGCGACUGUGAGCGACAGCUAUGUGUCACUCUAUCUUUAUGACAACUGUGUGUUAUUUCCUUAUGAAGAAAUACUUUAUCAUUAAAGACCAAACCAGAGUGUUUGCCAAUUUUAGCUUCAUAACUACAAAAAAUUUGUAUUUUCAAAAGCCUGUCAUUGAAUUUAAAAUGUUUGGAUUUUAGUACGAUAUAGAAAUUGUUUAACAGAUUCUUGAAUCUUGUGUAAUCCAUCACAUUUGUUUGUUUGUGGUGUCAGCAUUGUGUUUUAAUGCAGUUCUAUGGAUUGGGCCGAUUCAUGAUGAUAUCGAUUAUUGACAAUUGUAGAUUCCAGCUGAUAUUCACUUUGCAUUCUGCUCCUCAGAAGGUCCAAUUUUCCAACUUGUUCUGUCUUUGAUAUGUUCAUGUGCUUUGAAGUGGUAAACAAUGUGUGUUGUACUUAUGUGUUUAGAGCAUUUUAACAACCCAUUAGCUAUGUCCCAAUUCAGGGGCCACCUCCUUCACAGGAUGACGUCUACAAAGACUGCCUCCUAUGUGGGCCGAGUUGGCCGUCAAGGGCAAACCGAAAUGAGACAGUCUGGUUUACACAAGAUCUGUGUGAUCAGCAUCACCAGCUUGUUCCAUCCUUAUUGCUGUUGCCUGGCAAUGAAUCCGUGGAUAGGUUGGCCCGAGAGGGAUCCACCCGUUGGAGCCUUCAUUGCUCCGGGUUUAAAGGAUGCCUUUGUCAGACACAUUAAGAGUAGCCUUUGAAAUGUGGCAGUCUAGUUGCACUGCUGUGACGCAGUCAGUCUACAAUUGGCGUCCAAAGAAAGCAGCCCCUGAAUUGAGACACAGCUUUUGACACCUGUUUCCAAUAUAAGCAUAAUAACCAAUGGCAAAGGAUCAGGUGUGACAGGCAAGUAAUUAGUGCAUGUUAGUCAUAGAAGCCUCUUUUUAUUGGCUAAACAUUGUGGCUACUAUUUAGAGCUGAUUGUAAAAUGAUAUUAAUUAAUUUAUAUGUAAUGGUGUCAGCAUUUCAUGUUCCAUAUUUUUCCACUAAUAAUUUACCAAAAUAAAAUGGUAUAAAUUGUUAUCAUUUACACAAAAAUUACAUAAUAGACCAAAGUCUGCCUCCUCCAGCUCAUUCUGUGUACAUUUGAUAUAUUCUGAUGGAUUACACAAUUCAAGACAUUUUCAAGAAUCUGUUAUGGAUUUUCAAAUGUACAGAAACAAAUAUGAAAUCAAGGCUUCCUGGAACCAGAGAAAAAUGGAAAAAAUUAAGUCAACAUAAUUUGUUGUAAAACACAAACCUCUGGUGCGGUCAGUGCCCCCUUUUCUUUGCUUUGUGUAAUAAAUGUUGUUUUAUUUGAGGGGCUGCUGAUAAGACUGGGCCAUCGACGGACAGGUAUGAAUGUUUGCUAUGACAAGAAAAUUGAUGUACUAUAUUUUUGUAUCGGUGAUGAACCUUUUUCUUUAAAUCUGCUUUACUAAAGUGAUCAGUGCCAUGAACAAUGAACACAGCCACUCACACAAUCCUUUUGUCUCUGUGACCAAUCUCUGCCAUUUUGUAAAUAAAAAGGAGGGAUCUGUGUGGGUCUGUAUGCAGCGUGCUGAGCCGCACAAACGCGUGGCUGUGUGCUCAUGUAGCUUCUGCCCAUCACUGCCAGAUCAUUGUGGGAGCAGCGAGGAACUGAACAAACGUGAGCAACGCAACACUCAGAAGACUGCUGUCACUUUGAUCAUGUGAUUCUACAAGACUCACUGUCUGUGCUUAACACUGUCUUGUGUGUGUGUGUGUGUAUGAUUUAUCAUCUAUUAAAACAAUUCUGAAGGUACAUGUUCCUAUGUAAUGUCAAAUGGGCUGUCAGUGUAAUAAAGCUAUGAUAUCAGAGUUAA